Molecule: messenger RNA, 3230 nt
Organism: Scatophagus argus
Lineage: Eukaryota; Metazoa; Chordata; Actinopteri; Scatophagidae
Gene: kif17
Product: kinesin family member 17
Exons: 14
Coding region: 351-2837 (828 amino acids)
Biological process (GO): microtubule-based movement
Molecular function (GO): microtubule binding; ATP binding; microtubule motor activity
Source: RefSeq, a predicted model, not a curated record
UAGCAGAAUGAGAGAGAACCUGUAACAGUGCGUGACGAGGACAGUCACCACUGUGUCUGGAAAUAUCUCCGCUUCCACUCAACUUGGAUUUUUUUCAUCUUUGAGUAUGUUGUUAUCUGGUGCAUGAUGUCGUUUAGUCUGCUUUAACCAAAUUUUUUUUGAAUUGUCAGUUAGCCGUUAACCGUUAGCGCUUGUCAUCGAACUAUUUAGGCUGGCUAAUGAGGAUCCUGCUGUAGCUAAGGUCUGUAGACAACAUGUGACGGUAUUUAUUAAGCGGAAUUGAACGUUUUCACUUGCUUUUAUCUAUAGUCUACUGUACAAGCCAACCGCUGCGGAGUGACUGUUGAGACAUGGGCUCUGAGUCAGUGAAGGUGGUGGUCAGGUGCAGGCCACUCAAUGACAGGGAGAAGGCUCUUUGCUCUAAGAUGGUGCUGUCCAUGGACCUGCACCGCUGUCAGUGCUUCAUAGAGAAGCCUGGGGCAGCAGAUGAGCCACCCAAACAGUUCACAUUUGAUGGGACCUACUUUAUUGAUCAAACUACUGAGCAGAUGUACAAUGAGAUUUCCUAUCCCCUGGUUGAGGGUGUCACAGAGGGAUACAAUGGUACAAUUUUUGCCUAUGGACAAACUGGAAGUGGGAAGUCGUUCACCAUGCAGGGAGUGUCUGAGCCUGCAGCCCAGAAGGGGGUCAUUCCACGAGCCUUUGAACACAUCUUUGAGAGUAUUCAGUGUGCAGAGAAUACAAAAUUCCUGGUGAGGGCCUCCUACUUGGAAAUUUACAAUGAAGAAAUCCGAGACCUUUUGGGAAGUGACACCAAGCAGAGAUUGGAGCUGAAAGAGCAUCCAGAGCAUGGGGUGUAUGUGAGGGACCUCUCCAUGCACACUGUGCACAGUGUGGGGGAGUGUGAGAGGAUCAUGGAGCAAGGCUGGAGAAACCGGGCAGUGGGCUACACACUGAUGAACAAAGACUCCUCCCGCUCACACUCCAUCUUCACUAUCCAUUUAGAAAUCUGCAGCACAGAUGCAUCUGGUCAGGACCAUCUACGAGCAGGUAAACUCAACCUUGUAGACCUGGCAGGAAGCGAACGUCAGUCUAAAACCGGUGCUACCGGUGAGCGACUCCGCGAGGCCACCAAGAUCAACCUCUCCCUCUCGGCCCUGGGGAACGUCAUCUCUGCACUGGUGGACGGACGCUCUAAAUACAUCCCCUACCGGGACUCCAAGCUGACCAGACUGCUGCAGGACUCUCUGGGAGGAAACACACGCACCUUGAUGAUCGCCUGUCUCUCUCCUGCAGACAACAACUAUGAGGAAAGCCUGAGCACGCUGCGCUAUGCCAACCGAGCCAAAAGCAUUCAGAACAGGCCACGUAUCAAUGAGGACCCCAAGGAUGCUCUGCUCCGAGAGUAUCAGGAGGAGAUUAAAAAGUUGCGGGCCCUCAUCUCGGGUCAGCUGGGCUCGACUAAUCUUGCGUCUCUGCUGGCUGGUCAGGAUGAAGCAUCUCCCGCUGUUCCUUCAAGGCCACAGUCUAGCACCACAGAGGCAGAGAAGGAGAAGAUUAAAGAGGAGUACGAACGGAGGCUGGCCAAGUUGCAGGCUGAGUAUAAUGCGGAGCAGGAAUCCAAAGCAAAGCUGCAGGAGGACAUAACUGCCCUCCGCUCUUCCUAUGAAUCCAAGCUUUUUGAUCUGGAGAAGGCUCGUGCCAGCAGGGGGAGCUCUGUCCUAAAGAAUACGAACAGAAAAUCAUCUGCCCUUAACAAAGAACCUUCAUCAGCGAGCUCGAGCUGUACGAUACAGGUCACUGAGGAAGAGCUCUGCCACAGCACUGAACCCAUGUGUCACAGUACACCCGGAGACUCUUCCCUCACUGAGCCUGCUGUGCCUUGUGCAGCAGUCGGGGUCCAAAAGGAUCUAGAUGGAGACGGGCUCGGAGACUCACCUGACAUCACCACUGAAGGACCUCUGGACCAGGAACAUGUACUGGAAAGACUGAAGCAGCUGGAACAGGAGGUGGUGGGAGGGGAGCAGGCCAGGAACAAGGAGCUGCAGCAGAGGCACCGGCAGAGGAAGAACCUUGCUGACCAGAGAAAAGUCCAGCUUAUCUGUGCUCUGUCAGAGAACAGUGAGGAGAGUGAAAAUGUGCUGUUGAAUGUCUACAACUCUAUACAGGAAGAGGUUCAUGCCAAAAGCCAAGUGUUGGUCAAGGUCCAAGGCAAGCUGAAAGCAGCCAAACUGGAGAUCCGUGACCUGCAGGCAGAGUUUGAGGUGGAGAGGAAUGACUACCUGGCAGCUAUCCGGCGGCUGGAGAGGGAGGGCCAGUUACUGCACAGCCUGUUGGAACGCAUGGUGCCCCUGGUGCGGCGUGACUGCAACUACAGCAACCUGGACCGCUUGAAGAAAGAAGCUGUCUGGGAUGAGGACAGCGCCACCUGGAGGCUGCCAGAUGUGAUGGUGCAGAAAACAACACUACCUUCAGCAGUGGCUCCAAAACUUCCAGCCCGCAGAGGUUCGGCUGCUGAUGUUGGCGAUCCAUUCAUGCAAGUGGAGGAGGACAGGUACAAGGAAAUGCUGGACCGCAGUGACAGCGAGAACAUCGCCAGCAGCUACUUCAAGUCAAAAAGAGCAAGCCAGCUACUGGGACGUGAAGCUGCCAAGGGACACGCCAUCCACUCUCCUCCCCUGGUUAACGGGGCGGCCCACCUCACUGUGAGUGGCUCCACCACAAACCCGCCUGUUGGCUCACGGCCCUUCCGCCUGGAGUCAUUAGAUGUCCCGGUGUCCAAUGGUAAGGUGAAGCGCAAAAAAAGCAAAUCUCACAUCCAUAAUGAGGGGAUUUAAAAAGACUGAACCUACAUGAACUCACCUCAUCAUCACCUGUCUUUGUAAACUGUGACUGAUCACAUAAAGUAUAUAAUUAAUAAUUAAAACUAUACAUUUGAUAACCACUGCUAUUUGCACUUUUUGUUGAAAUUACAAGUCCAUUUGUACCAUGUGUUAUAAAUCUCAUGUUGAAUGCUUGUUUUGAACGAAAUACUACCUACAUUUUGUAUGAUAUCUCCCUUGAAUUCUUGCCCUGUAUCAAAACUUCAGUGAGAUUCAAAGUUCAGCUUCUAUAAUAUUUAACUUCUUGUGUAUUUCACUAUUGUUUAUUGUAAACCAGAAUUUUAACCCAUUCCUUUGAUAACAUUUAGCUGCAGCUGCUACUGAAUAGAUCAAAUAAAAUAAUUUAUU